GUUGUAGUUCGUUUGAGCGCUGGAAAUUUUGUGUGCAAGGAGUCGCAAACUUACUUUUUGAGUAGAGGCCGUAUAUUGAUCUAUUGGAUUGGAGGAGCUAUAAGCAAUUGUUCCAAUCUAUGUUUAAACCAAUAUUCUGCUUGUCACGCAUUUUCAAUAUAUAAGUGUGAAUUUCUUAAUUAUACUGUAAUUGAUUCACACUAUUGUUGGAUACAUUUAAACUUUAGGUGAUUUGCAAGCUGAAAGUCUUUCCUCGCGUUGGGAUAUUAAAAUAGUCAAACAAGCGCACUUCAAAUAACAUUUAGUUUAAAACGGCGCUACAAUACUUUCCAGAUGAUGUUACCUUUUGUCGCCUUAUGAUAUUAAAAGUAUUAUGAUUUAACAUUUUUAGGAGCAACAAUGUUCGCUAUACCAUGGGAAAGCGAGGAAAAACGAAAUUACAUUUGUAUGGAUUAUAUUGUCACUAAUAUUGCAAGUAAAGAAUUGAGAAAAAUAUUUAUGCAGGAAUGGAACAGUCGCUACCAGUCUUCUUUUGGAGCAUGGGAUGACACCAACGCGUAAGUGGCAAUCAGUUGUUUCAUCGGGAAAAAACACGAGGUAGGCCAAACAAGAACAUGCUCCAGUCAAAAUUUCAACAUGGAGAUACAAAUCAGUGGGAUUGUUCUGUGCUUUUUGACGCAAUUCUUUACUCCAAUUCAUUUGGAGCAAGUCUUAAUCCAACGAUAAAAACAGAAGUCGACAAUCUCAGAAAAUUACGAAAUGAAAUAAAGCAUAUAUCUGAAGCAGAGCUCACUGAUGUAGACUUUCAAACCAUGGCAACUCGUGUUGAAAAUGCAUUCAAAGCCUUGGGACUUCCAAUCAAAGACGUUGUUCGAAUCAAAGUUGAGCGAAAUCUCUACAAAUCGUUUGAAGUUCUUCCCCCUGAACCAGCUCAUGAAGUCAUUUCCCGGUCUGACAAGAUACAGGAGAUAAAACAAGACCUUGAAAAGUUGCACUGCGAUAACGAUAGUAAACUUACCUACUUCUAUAUCUCUGGAAAUCCCGGAAGUGGAAAAUCUCAACUCGCAAGGCAACUUUGUGGAGAUAUUUACAACGGUGUCAAUUGGCAGACCGAAGCAACGUUUGUAAUGACGUUGGAGGGAAAAGACUUAGAUUCUCUUCUCUACUCAUAUGAAGAUUUUUGUCGUCGCCUGAAUUGCAACGAAAGUGUAUUGCAAAGUAUAUUAAAUUCAUCCAAGCCAACAGAUGAGAAAAUCAAAGACUUAAGAUCGCAAAUAACCACUAGAAUAAAAAAUUGGAAGAAAUGGUGGAUUAUAGUAGACAAUGUGGAAAAUCUCAAGCUCAUUUCCCCUCUACUGCCUCAAAGAGGCGACAAAAUUUGGAAUAACGGCCAAGUUAUAUUAACCACACAAAACACAAGUUGUGUCCCACCUAACAGCUUGUUAACCAAACACAUUUCACUCAGUCUCGGUAUGAAUGACCAAGAGUGUCGCCAGCUUCUUUGCAAGUUAUCAAAACACGACGGUAAUGACGUCAAUGAUCCGUUAUUAGAUGAAGUUGCAAAGAAGUUAGAUUGUCAACCGCUGGCAAUGGCCGCGGCUGCCGGGUAUAUGAGAGAAGUCAUCGAAUCAAAGUAUCCUCCUGAUUUUUCGUGGCGAGACUAUUUAGAAAAGUUAGAAAAAGGUGAAAGAAAAUUAACAUCAAAACGUCUUCGUGAGAUAAAUUCAGCGGCAUAUUCGUCCACCAUGUCCACAGCUGUGCUUUUAGCUGUUGAAAAAUGUGCAGAAAGUAAUACCAUUUUAAAACAUACAUUCCAACUCUUCUCCUUGAUAUCGUUUGAACCACUGCCAUUUGAUCUUGUUGUAAAAUACAUUCAGCUGCAAGAUGAAGAGCUAAAAGCCGAGGAUAUCUUUCCUGUAAUAAAACACUGCUCGUUGUUCGUUCAUGUUGGAAAUGACGAGCAUGAUAUCCGCCUACAUCGAGUUGUCCAUGAAGAAUUUAAAGAGUUUUGUCUUUGGAAAGAACCUCAAGUUAACGAUUUCUCCCAGACCGGAAUUCCAAAUACAACAAUUGUAAUUCAUAAUGUUGUGAAAACGAUGUGCGGCUUCGAGGGUAGGAAGGAUAUAAUCAAAUUAAUUCCUCAUUUAAAGGCAUUUUACAAAGAAAUGAACAGACUGUUUCCAUAUCGUGCGUUGUAUUCAUUAAGCCUAGACUUUGAAAAAACUGAAAUUUCUCAAAUUUAUCUGUUUUGGGGGAAAACUUUACGUAAUUAUUGCGAGUUUAAAUUGUCCAUGGAAUUUUUUAAAUCAAAUAUUGAAAUUUUGAAUGCCUCGAAAGAUGACCUUAAUAUCGCCCGUACUUACUACGAACUCGGUUUAUUACAUAAAGCAAUUCAAAAAGCAGAAAGUUAUCUGCACCACGCAUUGGAAAUUGAAUUAGAACAAUCAGGACCAAACCAUAUUAACGUUGCUAUUUCAUACAACAGCCUGGGUAAUGUGUGUCGAGGCAAAGGUGAUCUACAACUUGCUAGUGAUUAUCAUCAACGGGCACUGGAAAUCCGAGUAGAACAAUUAGGACCAAACCAUAUUCACGUUGCUUCGUCGUACAACAACCUGGGUAUUGUGUGUAGAGAUAAAGGUGAUCUACAACUUGCUAGUGAUUAUUAUCAACGGGCACUGGAAAUCCGAUUAGAACAAUUAGGACCAAACCAUAUUGACGUUGCUUCGUCGUACAACAACCUGGGUAGUGUGUGUCGAAACAAAGGUGAUCUACAACUUGCUAGUGAUUAUCAUCAACGGGCACUGGAAAUCCGAUUAGAACAAUUAGGACCAAACCAUAUUCGCGUUGCUUCUUCGUACAACAACCUGGGUAAUGUGUGUGGAGACAAAGGUGAUCUACAACUUGCUAGUGAUUAUCAUCAACGGGCACUGGAAAUCCGAUUAGAACAAUUAGGACCAAACCAUAUUGACGUUGCUUCGUCAUACAACAACCUGGGUAUUCUGUGUAAAGACAAAGGUGAUCUGCAACUUGCUAGUGAUUAUUAUCAACGGGCACUGGAAAUCCGAUUAGAACAAUUAGGACCAAACCAUAUUCGCGUUGCUUCUUCGUACAACAACCUGGGUAAUGUGUGUGGAGACAAAGGUGAUCUACAACUUGCUAGUGAUUAUCAUCAACGGGCACUGGAAAUCCGAUUAGAACAAUUAGGACCAAACCAUAUUGACGUUGCUUCGUCAUACAACAACCUGGGUAUUCUGUGUAAAGACAAAGGUGAUCUGCAACUUGCUAGUGAUUAUUAUCAACGGGCACUGGAAAUCCGAUUAGAACAAUUAGGACCAAACCAUAUUCGCGUUGCUUCUUCGUACAACAACCUGGGUAAUGUGUGUGGAGACAAAGGUGAUCUACAACUUGCUAGUGAUUAUCAUCAACGGGCACUGGAAAUCCGAUUAGAACAAUUAGGACCAAACCAUAUUGACGUUGCUUCGUCAUACAACAACCUGGGUAUUCUGUGUAAAGACAAAGGUGAUCUGCAACUUGCUAGUGAUUAUUAUCAACGGGCACUGGAAAUCCGAUUAGAACAAUUAGGACCAAACCAUAUUCGCGUUGCUUCUUCGUACAACAACCUGGGUAAUGUGUGUGGAGACAAAGGUGAUCUACAACUUGCUAGUGAUUAUUAUCAACGGUCACUGGAAAUCCGAUUAGAACAGUUAGGACCAAACCAUAUUGACGUUGCUACUUCAUACAACAACCUGGGUAUUCUGUGUAAAGACAAAGGUGAUCUACAACUUGCUAGUGAUUAUCAUCAACGUGCACUGGAAAUCCGAUUAGAACAAUUAGGACCAAACCAUAUUGACGUUGCUGCUUCCUACAACAGCUUAAGUAUUGUGUUUAGUGAUAAAGAGGAACGAGAAAGGGCUGGAUAUUAUUGUCCACGUGCGCGGGAAAUUCGGCCAGAAUAUCAAGGUUCAACACCUACGAAUGCAUCAGGUUCUCGUAAGAGCCGAUGUAUUUUACUGUGAUGCAGGGAAGUAAACUGAAAAACGGGUAUUGUUAAUUCAGUUCUGAUACUGUAGCUCUAUUUACUAAAAUAAAAACCGAAGCUUCUUCAGAGCUGCAAAAGGUGAAAAAUGUAAUAAAACGAACUGAGAAAUCAUUGCCAACAAUCAUUGGAAGUCGUUUUAUCAUAAUUAGCCUUUUCGCAAUCGAGCAAAGGUACUGUGUCUGGUCGUGAACCGCAAUGCAUCUAAGGAUUGUUUGGAGGGACAACCGGAGAAGCUUGAAACUGAACCUCUGCGAGAGUGACAAGGGAUUUCAAUAGCAAGCUAGAUAAGUACUUUUUGAAAUGCCGUCCAAUUCCAAUAAUUUUUUAUUUGUUUUUACUUUAAAUUUGUAAUUUUGUCCCUCCAACAAAUUGAUAGAUGCAUUGGUGUUCGGUACUGGACCCAGUAUCUUGCUCGACUUGGAAAAGGCUAUCAAUAGUCAUCUUCAGCCUGUUCCGAACGUGUUUAUUCAUAACGUGGUAGCAAUGUUCCCAUAGAAAUUAUAAAUUUCUACAAAGUUAAGCUUGUAAUAUUGUUCGAGCGAAUUCAUUCCCAAUUGUUCGCGGAUUUAUAGAUCUAAUUAGUUCGCAGGAACUGUAACUAGUUCAAGGUAAUGAAUAUAACAUAGUAUCUGACAUCACUGUACUUCCCAAACAUGUGCGCGAAGAAAACGGAUAGCUUGUUGUCUAGGCUCGUCGAUCUCUUGUUGUGCGGAAUUACCAGAGUAUAUUGGGUACUGAAAAUUUUCAUUCGUUUAGACAGUGAGAUGGAUUUUAUAUUACUUCAAAGUCAGUAUUACUUCAAAGGUAGUAAUUCAGAAUCAUAGUAUUUGAAAAGGAAACAUAUUAUUUGUUCCAGGCGAAGAACAUUGAAAGUCAAAGGGAAAUACCUCGUCAAAACAGCAAAGUUCAUGUUAUAUUCUAAUGAUAGUUUGGCACUUUGUUUCUAUAUUCUCCUGAGCAUGAUUAUACAUGAUUUUUCAGACGCCGGUUGUAUAAAACUCUUAACUACAUUUUGGGUAGUAAAAUCGUUGCUAACUCUAAAAUACACGAUUCUGAUUGGCCAACUCUUUCACUAACUAUAGUUAAAAGGUAAUAACUACCUUUUUAUACAACCGGCCCUGGGAUUGUAGAAGCCCCAUCCCGCCAAGGGCAAAGUUUCAAUUUCGAAAUUAAAAAUGAUAUGAUAUGAUAUGACAUCUUUAUUUUCACACGAAGUCCAUUCACAAUUACAAAUAUAUGCUCUUCCAUGGAGAUGUGCAUUUAACUAAUGUAUAAUAUAUAAAUAUAGGAAAAACUAAACUACUUAUGAAAAUAUGUACAUGGAAUAUAUAAAUUUACGAGAUGAGAGACAUAAACUCACUCAGAGACUGUGCACUGGAUAUUUGGACGGGUAUGUUGUUCCACAAAAUUGCACCUCUAUAACUAAAACUUUUCUUACGAGAUUCUGACAGGGGCCUAGGAACAAAAAAUUGAUGAUUCGCCCCACGUAAGUUAUGCUCGUGCACUGAAGAAGUGCGGUUGAAUUUAUUGGUUAUAUAAAUAACUAGGAACCAUAUUAUUGGCCGUCUUAUACAUUACUUUGUUAAACUGUAGGGCACGCCUAUCUUCUAGAUUUGUCCAGUUCAAUGAUCUUAAAAUUUCAGAUGAGCGAGUGUAAUAAUCAGAACCAGUAAUGAUUCGUGCAGCCCUAUUUUGCAUUUGUUGUAGCUUUUGCCCUAGACCCUUAGCCAGAUUAUCCCAAAUAACACUAAAAUAAUCAAAAUGUGGCUGAAUUAAAGAAUUAUAGAUUAGCACAAGGGCUGAAAGUGGGAGCAACGGUUUUAGUCUCCUUAAAACUCCGAUCACCUUGGAGACUUUAGAAACAAUCGCAGAGACAUGAGACUCCUAUGUUAAACCCUCGUCCAAUUCUAAGCCUAAACAUUUAUAUGAUUUGACUCUUUUAAUUUCAUUUCCUGAGAUAGAAAUAUCCAGUUGUCCAGGAAUAUUACUUAGCCUUUGACGAGAAGCAACAAACAUAUAUUUUGUUUUCAUUACAUUAAGGCUAAGCUUAUUCAUGUUGAGCCAAUUUUGUAGAAUUAUUAAAUCAUCGUUUAAAACAGAAAUAAUCUUAUUGAGGUCAUCAUCAGCAUAUGUUACAUUGGUAUCAUUGGCGAAUAAACGCCCAUUUGAUACCAACUGACAUUUAGGGAGGUCAUUGAUAUAGAGUAAGAACAGCAGAGGGCCAAGAAUAGAUCCCUGUGGAACGCCACAUGUUAUCUUACAGCUACCGGACGAUACAUUAUUGAUAACAGUGAUUUGUGAGCGUCCAGAUAGGUAGUUUCGAAAUAGCUCUACUGUUUGACUGCUAAAUCCAUAACGGCUUAAUUUACCUAGUAAAAUCUCAUGGUCGAUGGUAUCGAAGGCCUUCUUUAAAUCAACAAAUAGUAUGGCAUUAAUCAGGCCAUUAUCCAUAUUCGUAUACCACUGAUCUGUGGCAUCAAGCAUUGCUGUUAACGUAGAAUGAAAGUGUCUAAAACCAGAUUGCUCUUUAGAUAGAAGAUUGUUGUUGUUGAGAAAAUUGUAGGUUUGAUCAAACACGACUUUCUCAAAAACUUUUGCAAUUACUGGAAGGACUGAUAUUGGCCUAUAAUUGUUGAGAUCAAGUUUUGAGUCAUUUUUAUGAAUUGCAGAAACUCUGGCACUUUUCCAGUCAGCUGGAAUAAUUCCUUUACAAAUCACCAAAUUAAUAAUAUAGGCUAGUGAAUUGAUUGUCGUGGGGGCACUUAGUUUUAAUAACCGCACAGAGAUGUUGUCCAGUCCACUCGCCUUACAUAUUGAAAGUUAAUCAAUUAAUCUAGAAAUUUGGACUGUCGAUACUUCAUGCAAUUCGAAAACAAGGUUAUUGCGGUUAAUGUUAUUAACAGCUGAAUUCGUAUUUGUAGGGAUUUGAGCUGCUAAAUUCAGACCUAUUUCUGUGAAAUAUUCGUUGAAAGCAUUGCUUAUCGCCUCAGGAUCAGAAAUUUCGCUGCUAUUUACCACAAUUUUAGGGAUUUUAAUUGAACCUUUUGCCUUAGAUAGAAUGCUGUUGAUACCUUUCCAAGUUUCCUUGGUACGACCAACAUUAUUUGAAAAGUAUGAAUUAUAGUAUUGCUGCUUACUAUUUCUGAUCUUAUAGUUUACUGGGGUUUUUUAGUUUUGAAAUUUACCCAAUCACUUUCGUCCUUGGUAAUUGCAGCCUUACGUUUUAAAUGAUCUCUUUCCCACAUCAGUUUCUUAAUUUCAGCAGUAAGCCAUGGAGCACUGAUUUUUCGUACUCUUCUCUUUUUUAUAGGCGCAUGCUUGUCAGCAAUUUGCAAAAAGAAUUUUUUCCAAGUUUCCCAAGCCUUUAUAGGAUCAUCAUAAGAUCCCACAAAGUGCCAGGAAACUGAUUCAAUGUCACGCUUAAAAUUGCUUUCAUUAAAACCUUUAUAGUUACGGCAUUGAAUUGUUAUUGGUUUAGAUUUAACACUUGAGUGUUUUUUAACAGCAUAAAUAAGAUUAUGGUCGCUAAUACCAAUAGUAUUAACGCCUGCAGUCGUAAAGUUAUUUGGCUCAUUUGUGAGAAAGAGAUCAAUUAACGUAGAUGAGCUGCUAGUGAGUCUAGUUGGCUCUUUAAUCAGUUGAGUAUACUGAUAUAACUCAGUUAGUUCUAGUAGGUGGUGGGUAUUAUUGUCUACUACAUUGGCAGAUACGUUGCAAUUCAAGUCACCAAUUAAGUUGUUUUCAAUUCCCAGAGAUUCAAACUUGUCUAAUAGGUCUUGAAAUUUUUCAAACAGAUGAAUUGAAGAGUUUGGAGGUCUAUACCAUGUAGAGGCAAGGAACGGCUUGACUUUGGGCUUGAAAAUUUGAACACAGAGAAACUCGAGGUCUUCAUCUUAAACAUCGUUUCUAAUUGUCCAAUUGAACUCCGGAUGUACAUAGCUACUCCACCUCCUUGUCUAGAUCGGCCUCUUCUGACGAUGUCGUAUUUAUCAAUGGAAAUUUCAGAGUCGCUUAUAGUAUCAUCAAGACGAGUUUCAUUUAGUACCAAAAUACCAAAGUUCGGACCGCAGUUUUGGAGGAUUUUCUCCGAGAACUCCGGUUUUCCUCUUUUUGUUUCGUUUUAAAAAACACUGUCCAUGUUUGUGGGCAAACCAAGAUAUGACACAAGAGUUCUUUGAUAGACGAGUUUCUUUAUAGAAUAUUUGACGGCAAAAUUGUAACCCAGUUCCAUAAUAACUGUUUAAUGUAUAUUUGGCCUGUGAGUGAAAAUCCCACACUGUCCAAAAUGUUGAAAAUUAUGAGCGAAAUAUUUUUGCUUCUCCAUCAAGAUUCUCAGCUUAAUUACCCUUGCAAUAAAUAUAGCUUUGAGAUUGCAAAUUUCGCAUAAGUCGCAUGUGAAAAGAAUGAAAAGAUUUCCUUUACAAGGAAUGUUAGGAAUGCCUUUAAUACUUCGGUUUCCUUCUGUAAUAAAACUGAAAGAAUAAACAAAUUUAGGUCUGAAAUAUUUUAUCUAAAGAAUGAAAGUUGGUGUACAUGGCUCUGGGUACGAGAUUGGCUUGGUCCUGACUGGACACGAGCGCCGCAUAAGCGCAAGCUUAACAACAGCGCUUCGCUUUGAUGUGCUUAUGUUUACUGUAACAUAAACAACGCAAGAGGCCGUCCUCACUUCCGUGGCGUAACGUUAUAUCAGGGGGGCCCCGGUUCAAAAUUUCCGAAGCCCCCCCCCCCUAAUAGAAGUGCCAAAGUCGAGCGCCUUAGUAUAUGCACGAGUUUGCUAAGGGGUCCAGGGCAUGCUCUCUUAAAUGCCAUUUCUCGGACUUUGGGGAGAGAUUUUACUGAUGGUCAGAUAACGACAUUGUGUCAUAUCAGAGGCCCUGGCCAAUGUUUUUGCUUUACAGCCUGAGCCUGUGGGGGGGGGGGCAUUUCGCCCAUUGGAGUUGCAAGCCCCAGGGUUCGCCCGGUCCGAGCCCUUACUAGUUACGCCACUGCCUCACUUGUUGGAACAUCAACGCAAGCACAAGAAGAACACAAGUCGUUGAUAUCUUAUCUUUGUUCUUAUGAUUUGGUAUCCUCACUGGUGAAUAACCUUGGUUUAGUUAUGCUAAUUUCGCGCACAGUCUAGAAAUUCAUUUUCAGCAUGCAGAAACACGCUGAUGCUUUAGUAAUAGUGACGUAAUGCAAAAGUAUCAAAUAUUGGUUAUCGUUCCAUGUUUCGUGCACCAAUAUAGCAAACGUCAUGUAAUCGGUACUAUAGUGUACCAUAUACAUAAUUAUACACUAUUGUACAUAGCUAUACUACGGUAAACAUGUUAUAUGCACUAAACACACUAUUCACACUAUACACACUCUACAAGCAAUACUGCACCACCCACAGUAAACAUGGUAUAUGUACUAUACACACUAUACACACUAUACACACUGUACAAGCAAUACGCUACCACCCACAGUAAACAUGGUAUAUGCACUAUACACACUGUACAAGCAAUACUGCACCACAGACAGUAAACCUGGUGUAUGCACUAAACACAAUAUACACACUACGUAUAUACACUGUACAAGCAAUACUGCACCACACACAGUAAACCUGGUAUAUGCACUAAACACAAUAUACACACUAUACACACUGUACAAGCAAUACUGCACCACACACAGUAAACCUGGUAUAUGCACUAAACACAAUAUACACACUAUACACACUGUACAAGCAAUACUGCACCACACACAGUAAACCUGGUAUAUGCACUAAACACAAUAUACACACUAUAUGCACUGUACAAGCAAUACUGCACCACACACAGUAAACAUGGUAUAUGCACUAAACACGCUAUACACACUGUACAAGCAAUACUGCACAACACGCAUAUAACAUGCAUGGUAUAUGUACAGAUUUCACUCGUCAUAAAGAAACUCUGCAGCGUAAUGAGUUAAAUAGGCAUGCAUAUUAAUUGUUGAAAGCACAAGUAAAUGAAAGUUCUACAAACUCUGACAAGUUUAAUUGCAUGGUGGGGGGAGGGGGUUACUAUUAUUUGUAAGAAUAUUCUUAAAAAAUUAUCGUGUUAUCAUGACAACUACUUUAGAUACUUCAUGUUCGGUAAGGUGACUUCAUUGUCAGUAAGGUGAGGGUUUCUGCAUGCAUGUAUUUUCUAGUAUAAUAACGUUUUCAAUUUGACUGUUGAUUUUAAAAAUUAAUAUUGCAAUUUUUGAUCGUCGCGACCUCAACCGCUACAAAUUUCAACCGAUCAAAGAUCGUCGCGACGGCGCUACUAGUCUGUAAAAAGUUGAUCUUUGUUGCAGUGUAUAGUUAUUAUGUUGAACGCUAGGCAGUUUUCAAGUCAUCUUGAUGUAUAUAUAUAUAAUUUCUCACAUUUAUUUUGUAUUAGCCGUUAUAUUUUGUAGAAUAUUUAUAGCGUGUUACUAUAUUUAGAGCGUGAUGUUGUUUUUCAAGUGUCCAACUGACUCGCAUUUUUACCAGCAGUGGCAAGCAUGUACCCAUGCGCACAACAACAAAACUUGUCAAACUUGUUUUACGGGUGAGAAUUUAAUGUUUCGUCCGUGAAUCUGCAGGGCGGCUACAUGAAACGAUCGUUUGUUUGCUCGCAGUGGUUUCUCCUCAGCUCAGAAACCACUGUCAGCAGGGUAGCAUUCACCCGAAAAUAUAUUCGAAAUUAAAAUACACAAUUUAAUGCCAAUUUGUUUGAAGAUAUAAAGUCUAGUACGGAGUAAGUUCGAAGAUGCAAAAUUCAUCCGAAGAUAGAAAAUUUAUCACAAAAUUCCAAAAUUAUCCGAAAAUACACAAUUUAUUCGAGGAUGUAAAAUCCGCUAGAAAAUGGGGAAAUACAAGUCAAUAAGUUUCUAUUUAUGGAGAAAAACAAAAAAACAUAUAUUGUAACAGCAAACCAAAACUUAUUAUGCGCGCUCAGCACAGCACAUGAUGUUGACUGCUUUAUAUAGCGAAAUUUCUUGGAAAUUUCGCGUCAUUUUUGGUUCGAUUUUUGAAGUACUCUAACUUUUCGAAUUCAUCAUUUUGUGUUUUAUGGCUGAAACUUCAGUAAAUGUGUGGGGUUGGAUAGGUCAACAAUAUAUAUAAAAUCGAGGGAAAGAACUUUCAGUUUUUCAUAUCUGCCACACGUUUUGUGAUUCUUACAGCAAAGCUUUCUUAAAAGUGCUUCUAAAGUUUAUUAAUAGUUAUGUAACUAACCUUUAAGGUAAAAUUCAACCACAAUUAAACUUCGCAAAACGUCAAAGCGUUCCUUUAAUACUAAUGUAAAACUAAAGUACUGCCUUUUUUCAAUAAACUUUGAGUUUGAGAUAAAAUGAUUUCAAAUUCUCGCAUUCAAAUAACUUUGCUUUCUUUUUGAUUUUCAAAAUUUAUUAUAAUAAAAAAACAGGAUAAUCAAUAAAGAUACUGACAGUCUGACACUGAAAUUAUAUGCUGUCUUAUUUCAUUAUACGCAACGAUUGGUUUUAAAGCAAUUAUAAAGCAAACAAUACAUUAAUAUUUAAAACAAACUUACCUUCGUUAACGUCGGCGUUAACAAUCAUGUUGGCUACUCAAGACAGUCGCUAUAUUAUAAGAUCAGUGAGGAUGACACCCACCGAAACACCGACAGUAACCCACGCCCGCGAUCAUUGAUGAACUUUAGACUUCGCUAAUGCUUUCCUUUCUCCGGGGAUAAAUAGCCGGGCGGAUUAAGUACCCUCACAGCGGCGCCCGGGGAAUACAGUGAAUUGUCUGUAAAACAAGAGAUUUUCAUGCUGACGUACAGUAAAAAUCACAUACUCGUGCACUGCUGACUAGCAAUCUUGUUUCCUACACCAGCUUAAUGCAAAAACCUGAGCGUCAUGCAAAUACGUUUUCUUAUGCAUAAGCGGUAUUCCUGAAUUCAUAUCCCGUCUUCGUUCUUCUGCCUUCAUUCACGACGAAUAUUUUGGCAAAACUCGUUGUGGACUCUGUUCCAAACGAAGGCAGAAGGAAAAGACGGGAUAUAGUUCCAUGUCUCGCUGGUUUUUUUCUUGGUGAGGGCAAGAAUUAUGGUCAGUAUUCAUAAAGGGCGACACAUGGGAAGACACAUAGAGCAACCAGCAGUGACGUCCAACUCAGUAUACGCAAGAUAAUGUGCAGACGGCAAAAAUCGUCACGUAGGCGCUUCGUCUUCGCACUUCGUUGCCUUGCUAAAACUCUCUAUUAAGGAGUUUACGGAUGUAAGUUAUAGAUGUGCGCAAUGCAAAACUGCGGAAUUACCUUAAGACGGCGACGUCAGGAGAACGGCUAAACAAACUGUUUUAACUAAAUAAUUGUAUCGAAACAUUGUUUCGAAAGAGUAAAAUAGAGCUUUAACCUUCAGGGUAGUUUAGAUCAACUGUGCCAAAAAAAUCUACCUAUCACGACAUGAAAUGCUAGCAUACUAAACGGGACGUGAAAACAUGCAUUUUGCUAUUGUCCAAAGCUUAAUUGAACGACGUCUAAAACCCCAACCAGACUUUUAAUUAUUCAUUUCUUUUGUGCUAUAGGAGCAAUAUUCCUUGCAAAAAUGUUUUAGCCACGGUGUCAAAACUGGCCGUCCAACCGUGGGUGUGGCAACACAUUUUCGUGGACGCGGUCAAAAGCAGCCAACUUGAUACCAAUGGACCUUUCACCUUUUGACGAAAAUUUAGAUUUCAACAAGUCUAGACAAAAAAUUAUCAUAGCUUGAAAGAGCAUCACAAAAUUAGUAAUAUUCCAAAGUUUCGUUGCAAAAUGUUGUAAAAUGCGGAAAACAUAGCUUUGCGAAGUUUGUAAUUUUCAGUCAUUUUGUAUUACAAACUGGAAAUACAUACUCCUGAGUAUGUAUUUCCCGUUUGUAAUCUAAAAUGACUGAAAAACGGCAAACUUCGCAGGGCUAUAUUUUCCGCAUUUUACAACAUUUCGCAACGAAACUUUGGAAUAUUACUAAUUUUGUGAUGCUCUUUCAAGCUGUGAUAAAAUUUUUGUCUAGACUUGUUGAGAUCUAAAUUUUAGUCAAAGGUCCGUGAAUUGUCAUAUAUUCAUCAUUCUGGUGCCUUUGGACCACGUAUGCAACAUGCAGCUCUCAACGUUUAAUUUAUUCAAGAAAUAUUACAAAGCUUGCGAGUUGUUGAUAAAAAAUAUUUUCUUAGGCCGUCUAUGGCCGUCUUUUCGGAAUAUAUACCUUACCGUUCAUUCACUUUUCACUCAAUGGUCUCGUUUUCGUGUCAAAUACUUACUCAUGUUUUGUGCUUAGUAGGGUUGAAAAUUACUUUGUUAUUGAGCCAAUAAAAUCAGCAAGAAACAAAUUGGUCCAAAAAAACAUGGGAAUAAUAUAAUCUAUAACUGCCCCUGACAUGCUUUUAAUAAGUUAACAUGGAAACGAGGCCAUUGGGUAAAAGAGAAUAAUCAGUAAGGUCUAUUGGCCAUCUAAAUUCAAAAAUAGUCAUCCAUUGGAAGGUUGGACCCCCGCUUGGCUAAAUGCCUGGGGCCGGUUGUAUAAAAAAGUGAUUAAAGUUAACGAUAGUUAAAUGGAAACGUCAUCCAAUAAGAAGCACUAGCUAAUAUUAUUCUGUAAUAUGAUUUGGGUUUUUUUCUUUACCAUUUGUUUUGAAAUUUUGUCGCUGAGAAAGAAACAAUCCAGUUAUACUGAUAUAGAUUUCAGAAAACCAGCAACAUGAACUCGUAAACAACAGAAAACCUUAUAUAGUGUCUAAUUGCAGCAAUUGGAUGACUAUAUAUAGAUUAAUUUGUGUAGACAAAAAAUAGAAGUAAGGAAAAUAUGGACAAAUAGGACAAUUUCAAAUUAGUGUUGAUAUUUAUUCAAAAUUUACAAGCAUCGAUCAUUGUCAAAUAUAAUUUAUAGUAAAUAUAAUUAUUUUCAUAUUCCAACCAGUUUAUUUAAAUUAAAAACAAAAUUCAAAAGCUAUAAAUAAUUGAGACUAAUUAAUAACAUUUUGAAAAAUCAAACUAUUUACAACAUAGUCAUUAAUAUAUAAUAUUGUAGAAAGACAUUAUAUAAUAGCAAUCGGUUUAGAAAUCUUAAAACUAUGAUGCUAGUCAUUUCACUCUAGUUUUCGUAUUUCGAUGUCUUCCUAAUUCGUUAAUGAGAUAAUAUGUAUGUUUGAUAUUUAAAUGGAUUGAUCGAAUUUAUGAUGUUGUUUCUAUAAUUCUGAAAACCCGAAAAAUCCUGAAGGAAUCGACUCAAUUCGACAUUUUUAAAACGUUUUUACCUUGGAAGUUUGCUUUUUUUGGUGAAAAAGAAUUCAGAUGAAAAUGUUGUUGUGUACACUUAGGUUAGAGGCAUAAUCAGGUCAUUUGGAAACAGAAAAUCAUAAAUUGCAAUAUUUUGCGUUACCUUAUGAAGAUACAUAUCAAACCAACUAUAAUACCUCAAAAACGGCACCAAAACAUUACAAAUAAUUGGUUGCAUGGGUAAUUUCCUGAUUAACAAUUGGCUUCUUUUUAAUAAAUGAGCGUUAUGUUAUCGUGGUGAUUUCCGUAAGAUGAACGAUUUUUAUACAUGGAAAUUCCGAGUGCAAAUUAUAUACAUUUUUAGGCCUUACCAGGAGCAGCUGCGAAAAAUGCAACCUGCAUGUAGGCCCUGAGGCAGUAAUCCUUAAAGUCUUCCUAUAUGAAAACGGACCCAUAUUCAUUGUGCUGGCUGCUCCUAUUUGAAUAAGGGCAGCCAGAACAUGCAGUCACGUGACCGUGUUCGAUUCGAUUCAUUUAGUCUUCCGAAAAUCCGGAGUAUACUCCAAACAGCAAAUGCAUGGAACAGCCUGAAUCUAAUGAUGUAACCAGGUUCGUCCAAGGAUAGAGUCGGUUUUUCAUUGGCAUUGCAGUGUUAAAAUUAGUAUAAAAUCUGUUAUAGAUAUAUGGACAAAUAAUUUCAACUCAGAAAUUACAAAAAGUAUACACCGAUGUGCAAGUGCUCGUUAGUCUUUUCAGUAAUGCAUUAAAUUUUGCGUUAUGUUUUGUGAUAUAUAAUAUAUGCAUUCCGAUUUAGCUUGAUUAUUAUUAAUUCGGGCAUUAUAUGUGUGGUUCUUUGCGCCAUUUAAAGAUGAUGUCCACUCCGUUCUGUGCAUCAGUUCCGCUCAUAACAAAGGGGAACCCCCAGAUAUAAAUACUGCCCAAAUUUUGCAUCUUUCGAACUUUUUUGAAUUGUAACGUACAGUUUAUAUUCAUUUACAAGCAUAGCGAACCAGAAAAGUGUUAGAUAUUCAGUUAGUAUAUCAUAUUUUACAAAUAUAGCAGUUCAAAACGUAAACAAAGUUCGCGCAUGUGCACAGGAGUGGACAUCAUCUUCAAGUUACCAUGCUCAAAAUAUCGAAAUUGUCGUGGGUUUUUUGGCGUCAUUGCCAGAAACAUCACAAUACUACACCAAUUAUAAAAAUGAGCUUGUCACUGGGGCUUGGCCAUGGAACGGCGUCUCUGAACGAAACACUUUGCGUCGGUUCACUUUUAAUGAAUGUUAGUAAGAUCCGGCGUUGGGCUGGUUUUUGUGGGCGCCAAAAGCCAGAUAAUGUUCUAUUAUAUACCAGGCAGUGUAACGGACAGUUUUGUUUUCAGGAUGGAAGUGUUUAACAAAUCGAUAACAUUUUACAGUUGCUGUUUAGUUAUAGGUACACAUGUUAUAUCUAUUUGCAAUGUCAAAAUAUUUGCAAUUGUAUAUAUUAAAAAAGUUGAAAACUUAACCCGAAUCCUUUUCUCGUUAAAUUUCAGUGAAAAAUAAAAAACAACCAGUAAAAAUAUCAAUAUAUCAUAACUUGUUCAUGCCUUGAUUUUUUAAUGUUUUAAAUACAGCCAAUUCAAAAAAGGGUUCUCCUUCGCAAACCUUAAACCUUAAACUUUAAGCGCGAAAAGCUUCUUAGGAGCACAAUUUCCAAGCUUAGUAGUUCAAUAUGGCAGCUAUUUGCGAAUGAUUGUUCUUGUGAGGAGAUAUUUACCAUGUCUCUAAGAAAUGGGCUCUCUAUAUGAUUUUGAAACUGAUUAAAUGAUGCACCCUUUAUGCUUUGCACGCUUAGAGUUUAAGGUUUAGAGUUUAUAAGGUUUGCAAAGGACAACCUUUUUUGAAUUAGCUGUAUAAUGAUCUGCCUUUUCAGAUAUACAGGGGCGGCGCUACAGGGGGGGUGUGGGGGGUGGAACACCCCCCCACUCGUCAGGUAAUCGGCAAAUUGUUGUCUCAGUCGGCAAAAGUGGAUUGGGCAGUCGGAAAAUAUUCGAUCAACAGUCGGGCGAUUUUGGUUUGCAAUAAAAAAAAAUCGGACAAAUUAUGUCAAUUUUGUCUAAAAUUAAGUGAAUUUUUUGGAAAAUUUUGUGGGUGGGGAGGUCGCCAAAAUAAUUUUUCCGGAACAAAUUUUUUGACUCGGCAAAAUUACCAAACAACAGUCGGCAAAAGAUCACUCACACACCCCCACUCGAAGAGGGUUAGCGCCGCCCCUGCAGAUAUAUGAAGACAACAUUCAUAAUAAAUCUUGACAACAUAAUAUCAUCGCUUUGACAAAAUUGAUAAAUAGCGUUCCAAGCCGACCAGUAAAAAGCCACAGUAAUUACAUAUCACAAACCACGAGAACUUACGCAACGGCUUCAUAAUUGGGCAGCGCAAUUGAUACGGAUGAAAGAUUCUGUACUGAAAAUUACUGUGGUAAAUCCACUAACAUGUAUAAUACUUGUAAAGCAAACGUAUACGUAUAACUGUAUGCAUUUAAUGCAAAUUGGCAUUGUGAUCCAUGUGGAUGUAGAAUUCAUAGUUGUGCUAUAAAAUAUACUAAAUCUCGGAAACGGAGAAAUUAUAAGAUUAAAUAAACUAAAUCAACAUGCAUGUUCAUUAUACCUAAAUUUUUCAAAUCAACAUGCCAGGAAACUUUAAAUUAUCAUAUAAAUUUCCAGACUGAGUGAGUGAGGACUCGCAAAUUUGGAAGUAUAAAAUCGUUUAGAGUUUAUAGUGAAGGUUUAGUUUCAAAACUAAGUAACUACAAGUAACGUGUACGUGAUUUUGCCCGCCAAAAGUAAAGCGAAUGAUCUGCUGAGCUUAGCAGAUUGUAUACUCUUUGACGUAACGUUGUUCUGUUCUAAAAAUUCCAUUCAUAUAAGUAUAUAUUUUUUUUAAAAACAAAGCGUUUCUAUACAAACGCAAUUUUCUGUAUACUCUCGCUUUUAAAAACUCAUUCAAUUGGUACAAAAUCAGCAACAAACCAAUAAAUUCCUAAAACAAAUUAACUCGUUAGCCGACUUAGUUAUCUCGGUUGAGUAAACGAGCAUGUCGACUACAACUUGCCAAAGUCAGCGGCAGAAAGUUGGCUAUACGUUUGGCGAGGGAAAUGUUGUUGUCGUACUCGUAGUCAGAACUAAACCUCCCUGAUAUUAAGGUGCAGCACACAAGCUUGCAUGCAAACAGGCGAUAAGCGGAAAAAGAGUUGAAGUUCUGAUUUUCUUUUAGGGCCUGUUCAUACAUUUGUGAGCCCACGUUUUGCCGGGAAGCUCACCUGAGUGGGAUAAUUUAUUUCUUUGUUCAUGCAUGUGAUAAUUUUUUUAUCACAUGAAAAUUAUGUGGUAAUUUAUUUCUGUGCCACGAAAUUACAGUAGUGUUCACAUGAUAAUUUAUUUACCACAUGAUAAUUUCUGUGAUAAUAUAUUUCUGUGGCACGACAUUACUGUAUACAUGGCGAAAUAUUUUUGUUGUAAUUAAACAAACUGCAUCGUAUUAUGACUUUAAUAGUGUCUGUUACGGUUUAAUUAAUGGUAUUUUUUCUGUUUGUUUGUAUUUUCCAACUAUGCCAUUUUGAUACUAUAUUGUAUGCCACAAUCGGAAAAAUUGUCCAUCCUUGUCAGGUGGGAUAAAGCUUUCAUAUGGACAAAUUAUGCAAGGCAAGAUCUUUCCUAUAACCGGGCUGGCUCGUUUCUCAUAUGAAUACAACUUGAAUUUUAUAUGCGUUAACAAAGGGCAUGCAGAUCUCACUGAGGUGAGGUUCUUGGUUAGCUAAGCUCGUAUGAACAGGCCCAUACUCUCUCUAAACCUGGACCAAUUUUACGUUUGGGCAAAAUUGCACGCAUGGAAGAUUCUCAAACUAUAAUGUGCUCCACCAAAAAUAGAAUUUUCAUAAGUAAUUCAAAAACGAAUGCCUGUGUGACGCGCGUAAUUUUUUCCAGAAAUUAAAAACCCCAAUAGAAUAUUAAUAAUUAUUGACAAAAUAUGCCUAUAUGAUUGCCUUAAUGAUUUUUUUCCAUAAUUACUGCCAGCAGUUAUAGUGUAACCAUACUGCAAUACGACAGAAAAUAUAAGAUUUAGAAAUUUUCUUUACUUAUAUUAAUAUACCAUAUUAAACUUAAUAUUUCUAGUAUAGGUAAUCAUGCGAUGGCGAGUACAAUUCGGGAUUAACAGUACGAGUGAUGUUUGGAAAUUUUGCCAAAAUUGGACGAGCCGCCGGGGCGAGUCCAAUUUGGUAAAUUUCCAAACAUCACGAGUACUAUUAAUCCUUAAUUGUACGAGCAACAUCGCAUGAUUACUUGUUUAUUAUUAGCAUGACAAAAUUGGAUACGUACUUCUCAAUGUCAACAUCAUAUUCUCUUGCCAAAGCCCAGUCCUGCCAGACUUUCAACCAAAAUUUGGUGCUUUUGUUUGUAUUUUUAUUUAGUUCUUUUGUUAAAGCAAAAUUUGGGGCUUUUGUUCGUAUUUUCAUUUAGUUCCUCCACAGCAAUUUCAUUUCACGCUUGUGUUUAAAAUACGUUUCCGCCAUUUUGUUUGUUUUGAGAAAAUUAUUAAUUGUACUGCAGUACAAUUAAUGAAAUAAUUGUACUCCUCUCAACCAAUCAGCAUCCAGUAAUUUUGCCAUGCUAAUAAUAAACUGUGAAACACUCUUACCAUGCACUAAACCAUCGUUUCAACACUUUGCAACUCUACAUUUUCUUCCAAAAAUGUACAGGCAUCAUCCCUCCCGAUCUUUCUCAAUGCCUCGUACAGUCUGUCCAGAGUUGCAUCGUUUGAUGUUCCCCAGUAAUGCAACAUUUCUUUCGUUGCUGUCUCAAUGUUCAUUGAAAAAUUUUGAAUUUGUUGGUAGGGUACACCAAUUUCAGCUGCCACUUCUCUCCAGUUAUUUGGCGGAACCAUAGAGUUUAACAAUAAAUGAAGACCCAGUAUAAUUUCGCCAGGUUGCUCGCGUAAAAAUAAACCUUGAAAUGACAGAAAGAUUGUGAAAAUUAAAUUCAUUGCCAAAUAAUAAUAAAUAGGGACUUGCUGUGCGGCUUCAUAGAUAAAACAAUUUUGACAAUUACGACCCCACCACGUAUAUUUGGUGAAUUAUAUAUACUUGAUUUAGUGUACCAGGAAUGACACCUUACAUCGAGUAGACUGUCAUUAGCCUGAGUAAAAGGCCAUAUAGCGACAGGAUUAAGGUUCUAUCAGGUUACAUUUGCAGAAUGGAACAAGGCUAGAGACUAGAGUGCGAUCAAUCCUAUAUGAUUCGUUCAAAUAUUUGAUAGGAUAGACUAGACGUCUUCAUCUACUGUACCUAAUGCAAGUUAGAAAUGCAUGCUUGUUCAAACUUUCAAAUUUAGAAUGGAUCGAAUUCCAA
This is a messenger RNA of Paramuricea clavata, 19594 nucleotides long. The record is from the annotation of a GenBank genome assembly. NCBI's taxonomy places the organism in Eukaryota, Metazoa, Cnidaria, Anthozoa, Malacalcyonacea, Plexauridae.